Arachis ipaensis is the source of this 567-nucleotide messenger RNA. RefSeq lists its product as uncharacterized. NCBI's taxonomy places the organism in Eukaryota, Viridiplantae, Streptophyta, Magnoliopsida, Fabales, Fabaceae. The record is from RefSeq and is a predicted model, not a curated record.
AUGGAAAAAUUGUCUAAAGCGGGAAAAAGUAUGUACAUGAGUGGUUAUUUUGGGGUUGCAACCAUAGUACUUGAGGUUGUAGCAUCUUCAGACUUUUGGAUAUGGCAUGCGUUUUUUGGAGUUUCUGGUUCAAAUAACGACAUCAAUGUGUUAGACCGUUCACUAGUGUUCGAUGAUAUUCUAAAUAACCAUGCUCUGGAGGUAAAUUAUAUUAUUAAUAGUAAUAAUUAUACUAUAGAAUACUAUUUAGUAGAUGGUACUUAUCAUGAAUGGGCCACAUUUGUCAAAUCAAUCUCAAAGCCAGAAGGAGAGAAACAUAAGUUAUUUGUACAAUACCAAGAAGGACAAAGAAAAAAUGUGAAGCGAGCAUUCAGAGUGUUGCAAGAAUGCUAUGCAAUUAUACGUGGUCCAGCGCACUUUUGGGAAAAGAAGAAGUUUGCAAACAUAGUGAGAGCUUGUAUUAUAUUUCAUAAUAUGAUUGUUGAGGAUGAAAAAGACACUUAUGCAGGAAAUUUUGCUCAAGACUUAGAGUAUGACAAUGUCGAAAAUGGCUUAUCACAACCUUAG